CGCUGAGCCUGAGGGGGAGCCGGAAAGGACCCUCUGAACAGGAACAGAAAUGAGUAAAAACAGCUGGCCGAGUAGGAGAAGACAUGGAAGAAGAAUCUAUCAGCAGAACCCUUGGUUCAGACUACGUGAUUCUAACGAGAGGUAUGACCCAGGAGCACUGCAGAGCACUCAGGAUUCUGGUCCCGGUGAUGACGAGUCCCCAUCAACCUCAUCUGGCGUAGCCGGGAGUUCUUCUGUGCCAGACCUACCAGGGUAUUACUUCGACCCUGAAAAGAAACGCUACUUCCGCUUGCUUCCUGGACAUAACAACUGCAACCCCCUCACGAAGGAGAGCAUCCGGCAGAAGGAAAUGGAGAAAAAAAGACUGCAGCUGCUUGAGGAAGAGGACAAGCAGAAAAAGAAAAUAGCCAGAUUGGGAUUUAAUGCAUCUUCUAUGCUGCGAAAAAACCAGCUGGGUUUUCUCAAUGUCACCAAUUAUUGCCGUUUAGCCCAUGAGCUGCGUGUGAGCUGCAUGCAAAGGAAGAAGGUCCAGAUUCACAGCUCAGAUCCCUCUGCUUUGGCAAGCGACCGAUUUAACCUCAUACUGGCGGAUACCAACAGUGACCGGCUCUUCACAGUGAACGAUGUCAAAGUUGGAGGCUCCAAGUAUGGCAUCAUCAACCUGCGCGGUCUAAAGACCCCCUCACUCAGGGUUCACAUGCACGAAAACCUCUACUUCACCAACCGGAAGGUGAAUUCUGUGUGCUGGGCUUCGCUGAAUCACUUGGAUUCCCACAUUCUGCUGUGCCUCAUGGGACUUGCAGAGACUCCAGGCUGUGCCACCCUGCUCCCAGCAUCACUGUUCGUCAGUAGUCACCCAGGAGUGGACCGGCCUGGCAUGCUCUGCAGUUUCCGGAUCCCUGGUGCCUGGUCCUGUGCAUGGUCACUGAACAUCCAGGCAAAUAACUGCUUCAGUACAGGCUUGUCUCGGCGUGUCCUGCUAACCAAUGUGGUGACGGGGCACCGGCAGUCGUUUGUGACCAGCAGUGAUGUCUUGACCCAGCAGUUUGCUCUCUUGGCUCCUUUGCUGUUUAACGGCUGUCGCUCCGGGGAGAUCUUUGCCAUUGAUCUGCGUUGUGGAAAUCAAGGCAAGGGGUGGAAGGCCACCCGCCUGUUCCAUGACUCAGCAGUGACCUCUGUGCAAAUCCUCCAAGAAGAGGAAUGUGUGAUGGCAUCAGACAUGGCUGGAAAGAUCAAGCUGUGGGACCUGAGGGCCACGAAGUGUAUAAGGCAGUACGAAGGCCAUGUGAAUGAGUACGCCUACCUGCCCUUGCACGUGCACGAGGAGGAAGGAGUCGUGGUGGCAGUGGGCCAGGACUGCUACACGAGAAUCUGGAGCCUCCAUGAUGCCCAGCUGCUCAGAACCAUACCCUCUCCGUACCCCACCUCCAAGGCCGACAUUCCCAGUGUGGCCUUCUCUUCACGGCUUGGGGGCUUUCGGGGAGCGCCGGGCCUGCUCAUGGCCGUCCAGCGGGACCUGUAUUGUUUCUCCUACGGCUAAUUCUGCAGGAUACAGCCAGGAGGAAUGUGGAUUGACUUAGGGGAGUAAAGAGUGGCUUAUUUCUGUUUCUAAUGAGGGCAUUUUAAGUGACACAGAUCCCAGCCAUCUGGCUGCUGGGGGCAAGGUGCUAAGUGUUUUAUGUGGAGACACUUGAGCAAAGUUGUUUCAGUUAAACAGUGUGCUCAGAGAGCUUGAAAGUCCUUUUCAUAAAAGGUACCUAUUUCCUUUUCUGGUCGAAUUCCUUAGAAUAGUUUAUGUCCCCCUUUUUUGUUUAACAGAAAAGACUAGUUCUGAGGACUGAACAUCAGUGAAAACUAUAGUAACCAAAUUAAAGCUGCUGCUUUCACCACAGGCUGUUUGGGAGAAGCCUAAUGAUGAGACUGGUGAGACUGUUUGACUAGUCAGUGCCUGGGUCGCAGGAAGACAUUCAUCUUCUGUACUUGAGGAAGCUAGCAGGAGAUGGGGGGAGACUCAUUUCCCUGAGUCUCUACAGAACAAUUUAAAGCUGGAAUUUAGACUCAUUAAACUAGCCUUCUCAAACUCAAUAUCCAUAGCAAAUCUCUGAGAUUCUCCUUUUGUUAUUAUCCAUAGGCAUUGGGAGGAAUGAUUGAUCUUUUUCAAUGCUAGAAGUUUAAAACAAUCCUUAAUGCACCCUUGUUGAGGCACCUUCCAGAAUGUAGGGUACAGCAGCUCCGGCUUCUAGCAUGAUGACAUGAAUGUCAGAUUUAAGGGCCCAGUGUCAAAGAAAAUUGGCUUUGACUUUUGUAAUCUAGGAGUGGCAGUUGGUGAAAUGUUGA
This is a messenger RNA of Propithecus coquereli (Coquerel's sifaka), 2337 nucleotides long. RefSeq names its product DDB1 and CUL4 associated factor 4 (gene DCAF4). Gene Ontology annotation, molecular function: protein binding. The record is from RefSeq and is a predicted model, not a curated record. The transcript is spliced from 14 exons. NCBI's taxonomy places the organism in Eukaryota, Metazoa, Chordata, Mammalia, Primates, Indriidae. Bases 50 to 1540 code for a protein of 496 amino acids. Gene Ontology annotation, cellular component: Cul4-RING E3 ubiquitin ligase complex.